UGCCAUGACAACCUCCGAGAGUCUUGUCUUUAAUGUACCGAGGGGGCAAGUAGUUUUGGACGUCAUAUACGCCUGGGGAGGAGGGUUAGGUACUGGGCACAAUAACAGAUUAUCUGUUGCCGGUCGAUGCUGUUAGUUUGUUCAUGUAUGUGCGUGUGAUCGUGAGUUUGUAUGCAAAAACAAAUGAGAAGAAGAGCCACAUCCCCUCGGCGUAAGGAAGAGAUCCAGUUAACAACACAGCAGCAAUGGAGCACUUAUGCGGGUCCACACUUCCAUUCUGGGAUUCCAAUCUCACCUUGCACAAACACAUGCCCGACUUACCAGAAUGUUUUCAGAUGUCGAUACUACAAUGGGCUCCUUGUAUCUUCCUGUGGGUAACUUCCCCUUUCUACGUCCUCUACCUCAAGAGGAACAACAGAGGCUAUAUCAUGAUGUCUAUAUUAAACAGAAUCAAAACAGUUCUGGGUUUGAUAUUGUGGAUAGUAUGCUGGACAGAUCUAUUUUCUGCAUUUCAUGAGAUGAACCAGGGUCACUCUAAACCUCCCAUUUAUUUCAUUACACCUUUAAUAGUCGGCAUGACAAUGUUGUUAGCCACCUUCCUUAUCCAGUUUGAAAGGUUAAAAGGUGUGCAGUCAUCCGGUGUGCUUUUCAUCUUUUGGACAGUCACAGUGCUGUGUGCCAUCGUGCCUUUCCGCUCCAAAAUUAUUCGGUCCAAUCAAGAGAAUGGGGUGGAAGACAAGCUGAGAUUCACAACGUUCUACAUUUAUUUCGGGCUCACCCUGCUUGAACUCAUCUUAUCAUGCUUCAAUGAAAAGCCACCUCUUUUCUCCAAUGUGGUAACAGAUCCUAAUGUAUGUCCAGAAACAACUGCUGGAUUCCUAUCAAGAAUGACCUUUUGGUGGUUUACAAGCAUGGCUAUCAAAGGCUACAAAUCCCCAUUAGAGAAUAAAGACCUGUGGUCUUUAAACAAGCAAGACAGUUCAGAGGUGGUGGUUCCCAGUCUGCUUAAUGAAUGGGAGAUAGAGAAAUCCAAAGCACUUAGUGAACAGAGCGCGAAGGAUCAGGCCACAUUUACGAAACCUGGCACCGGUGCUGACACCAACCAUGUUGGUGGCAAUCCUGAAGAGGCGGAGGUUUUGCUGUCCAAACGAAAAGAGUCCCGGCAGCCCUCCUUUCUGCGGGCCUUGCUCAGAGCUUUCGGACCCUACUUCCUCAUCGGCUCUGCUUUCAAACUGCUGCAGGAUCUCAUUACCUUUGUCAACCCUCAGUUUCUCAGGAUGUUGAUUGGCUAUACCAAACAGUCAGACGCUCCGGCGUGGUGGGGCUACGCUUUGGCCUUUCUGAUGUUCGGCACUUCCCUCCUGCAAACGCUCAUCUUGCAUCAGCACUUUCAGUACUGCUUCGUAACAGGCAUGAGGCUCCGGAGUGCAAUCGUAGGGGCCAUCUAUAGGAAGGCACUUAUAAUCACGAAUGAAGCCAAGCGGUCAUCUACGGUGGGAGAGGUGGUCAACCUGAUGUCUGUGGAUGCCCAGACAUUCAUGGAUCUAACCACCUUUCUUAACAUGCUAUGGUCAGCCCCACUCCAGAUCAUUCUUGCUCUUUUCUUCCUCUGGAAGAAUCUGGGUCCCUCAGUACUUGCUGGGGUGGCAGUGAUGGUUCUGCUAAUUCCGUUCAAUGCUUUUAUUGCUAUGAAGACCAGAACUUACCAGGUGGAACAAAUGAAAUAUAAAGAUGAACGCAUCAAGCUAAUGAAUGAGAUUUUAAAUGGCAUAAAGGUGUUGAAGCUCUACGCUUGGGAGGUCUCAUUCAAGGAGAAGAUCCUUCAGAUUCGAAAAAAAGAGCUUAAUGUGCUGCGUAAGACGGCCUACCUCAGUGCCCUCUCCACCAUGGCCUGGACCAGUGCACCAUUCAUGGUAGCCUUGACCACAUUUGCUGUUUAUGUGACGGUGGAUAAAAAUAAUAUCUUGGAUGCAGAGAAGGCUUUUGUGUCCUUGUCUCUUUUCAACAUCUUAAGAUUCCCCUUGAAUAUGCUCCCACAAGUCAUAAGCAGCAUUGUACAAGCCAGUGUGUCUCUGAAACGUAUCAAGGAUUUCCUGAGUCACGAUGAGUUAGAUCCAGAGAACGUAGAUAGAAAAAACAAUACUUCAGAAUAUGCGGUGACAGUGGUGAAUGGGAAGUUUGCAUGGGCCAAACAAGAUCAACCCACUCUUGAAAACAUUAAUGUGAUGGUGCCUCAGGGCUCUUUGCUGGCAGUUGUUGGACAUGUGGGCUGCGGAAAGACCUCUCUUGUGUCCGCCCUGCUUGGAGAGAUGGAGAAACUCGAUGGCCAGAUCUCCAUACGUGGAUCUGUGGCUUAUGUACCACAACAAGCUUGGAUCCAGAAUGCCACUUUGAGAGACAACAUCUUGUUUGGAAGGCCCUAUGUGGAGCAAAGGUAUCGCUGUGUGCUGGAGGCCUGUUCUCUUACCCCUGACCUGGAAGUGCUUCCUGGUGGUGACCUAACAGAGAUAGGAGAGAAGGGCAUUAAUCUGUCUGGUGGUCAGAGACAGAGAGUAAGUUUGGCCAGAGCACUGUACAGCGAAUCAGACGUUUACCUCCUGGAUGACCCACUGUCUGCUGUGGACGCUCAUGUUGCCAAACACAUUUUUGACAAUGUUGUUGGACCCGAGGGAAUGCUCAAGGGCAAGACCCGGAUACUUGUGACCCACGGGAUCAGCUUCCUGCCUCAGGUGGAUAACAUCCUCGUGAUAGUGGAGGGCAGGGUGUCAGAGAUGGGCUCCUACCAGGAUCUUCUCAAGCAGAAUGGAGCUUUUGCCGAAUUUUUAAGAAACUACUCACUGGAGGAUAUCAUUGAAGAUGAUGAAAUGACCCUUUCAGUGGUUGAUGAAGAAGAGGAAUUUCCAGAGGACGCUCUCAGUAACCACAUUGACAUGGUGGACAAUGAACCUGCAGUAAAUGAGGCACGGAGACAAUUCAUGAGGCAGAUCAGUAUCAUGUCCAAUGACAUGGAGAACCCAAAGAACAAGUCCAUCCGUCACCGGCGCUGCAGUGUAAAGAAACUUGCAGAGCCCCAAGUGGAGAAGAAGGAACAAAAGGGGGAGAAGCUCAUUCAAGCAGAAACGACCGAAACUGGGCGGGUGAAGUUAAAGGUUUACUGGGAGUAUGCAAAAGCGGUGGGACCUCUCCUGUCAGUUUUCAUCUGCUUCCUGUAUGGCUGUCAGAGCGCGGCAGCGAUAGGAGCCAAUUUCUGGCUCAGUGAAUGGACUAAUGAUGAACACAAGAACCGAACACAAGAGAAUGUACAAAUGAGGGUGGGGGUGUACGCGGCGCUGGGCAUUUCACAAGGCAUCCUGGUUACAUUCUCUUCCUUUACUCUCGCCCUGGGGAAAAUCCAGGCUGCACGCAAGCUGCACGAGGCCCUGCUGGACAACAAAUUUCACACCCCCCAGUCUUUCUUUGAUACCACCCCUAUAGGCCGGAUCAUCAACCGCUUCUCCAAGGAUAUUUAUGUGAUAGAUGAAGUUCUUCCAUCCACAAUGCUGAUGUUCCUGGGCACCUUCUUUGCCUCUCUGUCCACCAUGAUUGUUAUAAUAAUCAGUACACCCAUUUUCGCCCUGGUCAUUCUUCCCCUGGCAUGCAUUUACUUCUUUGUGCAGAGAUUUUAUGUUGCCACGUCUCGGCAGCUUAAAAGACUGGAAUCUGUCAGUAGGUCUCCUAUAUUUUCUCAUUUUUCGGAGACCAUCACAGGCACUAGUGUGAUCCGUGCCUACGGGCGAAACGAUGCCUUUGUGCUCUUGAGUGAUAUGAAAGUGGAUGAGAACCAAAAGAGUUACUAUCCUGGUAUUGUUUCCAACAGGUGGUUGGGGGUUCGAAUCGAGUUUAUCGGGAACUGCAUAGUGCUGUUUGCCGCUUUGUUUGCUGUCAUUGGGAAGGACAAGCUCAACCCUGGUUUGGUUGGACUUUCGGUGUCAUAUGCUCUGCAGGUCACGAUGUCCCUAAACUGGAUGGUGAGGAUGACCUCUGACCUUGAGAGCAACAUAGUAGCAGUGGAGAGAGUGAAAGAAUACUCAGAGACGCAAACUGAGGCUCCAUGGACAGUGUCAGAAACCUGUCCCCCAUCAGACUGGCCCGCUAUAGGGAAUGUACAGUUUGUGGAUUACAGUGUGAGGUAUCGAGAAGGUCUGGACCUGGUGCUGAGAAACAUCUCUCUGAAGGUGAAAGGAGGAGAAAAGAUCGGCAUUGUGGGAAGAACAGGGGCCGGUAAGUCGUCCAUGACGCUAUGUCUCUUUCGCCUGCUGGAGGCAGCGGAGGGGGAUAUCGUAAUCGAUGAGGUGAAAAUCUCUGAAAUCGGCCUUCAUGACCUCAGAUCCAAACUCACCAUUAUUCCUCAGGAACCUGUUCUGUUUUCUGGAACGCUGCGGAUGAACCUUGAUCCCUUUGGUAAAUACAGCGAUGAUGAAGUGUGGAAAGCUCUUGAACUGUCUCAUCUAAAGAAGUUUGUUAGCAAUCAGACUGCCAAACUCAAUCUGGAAUGCUCAGAAGGAGGGGAAAAUCUAAGUGUGGGUCAGAGGCAGCUGGUGUGUCUGGCUCGAGCUUUGCUGAGGAAGACUAGGAUCCUCAUCCUCGACGAAGCCACUGCCGCCGUUGACCUGGAGACGGAUGAUCUGAUCCAGUCCACAAUCCGUACUCAGUUUGAAGACUGCACAGUUUUCACUAUAGCUCACAGACUCAACACCAUUAUGGACUACACCAGAGUGCUUGUUUUGGACAAGGGAAAGAUAGCAGAAUUCGACACACCGACGAAUCUUAUCGGGCAGAAAGGUAUAUUUUUUGGAAUGGCCAAGGACGCAGGAUUGGUGUGAACCCACUAUGCUGUGAUAAUGCCACGAGUGCCUUUACACAGUUUCAGACUGAAUGCCAGUGAAUGUCAUUUUAUGUUUACUCGACAGCAAGCUACAUGCCAGAUCUUUUAUUAUAUUACUUUAUUGUCUCUUUUUCUAUACUACAGUGCCACUGUUUAUUCAAUGAGAAAGUUUGAUGAUGACGCAGUCUAUUUUUGUACUGUAUUAUUUAAGUCACUUGUUCAAUAGGAAAGAUUACUGCGCAGUUACAUGUGAUUCAUUUUUGUAAACCAAAUCUGUAAAAACUUGAACUCUUUUACCAGACUUGGACUAUCGUGCAUUUAUUAAAACUGUUACGCUGUUUCUCUUAUGUGUGUAUUUUUAUGUUCUUUUCCAAAAGCUCUUUGACCAAAUAAACAAUAGAUACAAACAGAAA
Molecule: messenger RNA, 5277 nt
Organism: Paramisgurnus dabryanus
Lineage: Eukaryota; Metazoa; Chordata; Actinopteri; Cypriniformes; Cobitidae
Gene: abcc3
Product: ATP-binding cassette, sub-family C (CFTR/MRP), member 3
Biological process (GO): transmembrane transport
Cellular component (GO): membrane
Molecular function (GO): ATP hydrolysis activity; ATP binding; ABC-type transporter activity
Source: RefSeq, a predicted model, not a curated record